Messenger RNA from Ostreobium quekettii, 333 nucleotides. The record is from the annotation of a GenBank genome assembly. Lineage: Eukaryota; Viridiplantae; Chlorophyta; Ulvophyceae; Bryopsidales; Ostreobiaceae.
AUGCAGUCUCCGACCUUGAGAGAUUCCACGGCCGGUGGCGGUGACUUCGCUGUCCAGGAGGCCGUCUGGCGGGAUUACUUUCAGCCCUUCGCCAAGGACCUGGGCGGCUUGCUGGAUCGCCUGGCCCUCAGGGGCCCCCUGGACCGGCAGGCCCACAACUUGCUGCACUCCAUGGUCAUCUACAUGCUGAGGAACUCCGCCUGGCGCCUCGCCACUUUCUUCCUGCGCAUGUGCAUGUACAGCGGCAUUCCUGUGCGGAUCGGCCCACGGCAGAUCAGCGAGGAGGACAUGGAGCCCAGCGCGCUGAGGCGUCUGGCAGAAGAAUUCAAAUAA